Coccinella septempunctata (seven-spotted ladybird) is the source of this 3800-nucleotide messenger RNA. Its product is annotated as tubulin monoglycylase TTLL3-like. The record is from RefSeq and is a predicted model, not a curated record. NCBI's taxonomy places the organism in Eukaryota, Metazoa, Arthropoda, Insecta, Coleoptera, Coccinellidae. Gene Ontology annotation, cellular component: cilium. The transcript is spliced from 11 exons. Gene Ontology annotation, molecular function: protein-glycine ligase activity, initiating. Gene Ontology annotation, biological process: protein polyglycylation; cilium movement; cilium assembly. The coding region runs from base 220 to 3759 and encodes 1179 amino acids.
CGGGACACCGAGUGCCCACCAUAGACAAAGACUCUAUGAUCUUUAUAAUUCUAUGGGGCCCACGCUGCCCCCAAUAAGUAUUUUAGCUGUCUUUCAUAAGAUUAAAUCAAAUUGUCAAAAAGCAAAAUGUCAUAACUGUUAGAUUUCAUAUUUAGGCAAUCCAAAUUUUUUGUGGAGCUUCGUUGAUAUGUGAAUCUGUUUUCUUCGAGCGGAAGAAACAUGGGCAAAGUUAACAACGAACCGCUGGGAAAAUCGAAAACAGCAAGCGAGGAAAAUGUACAGGAAAUCGCGAAUAAGGUGAUUGAAAAGUGUAGGAAUGCGCUUGGAGUCAAGAACUUGAUGAAAAAGGGUCAGAUCACAGGAAAAGCAUGUGCUUCCAAAUUGUCAUUGGAUAAAGUAUCCCAAGAUAUAAAAAAUAUAUUGAAUCAAUUAGGUAAGGGAACGACCAAAGCGGCCAAACGUCCAUCGGCGCCCCUCCAACUGAAAAUACAACAGAGGGAAUUCUUCAAGACGGAAACAGCCAGAAAAAUGAAAAGGCAAAACGUCAAGGGAAAACCGAGCGUCCAAAACACUUCUACCAUCAACUUUUACAAGCCGUCGCGAAACUUGAGAAAAGGAGACAGCGUGAGGGGCAUAAGAUCGGGGAACUUCUCCAAGUCCGGCAGCCUCAACACCAUACACUCCAGUUCUCUAUUCAAGAAAGUACCGAUUACCAGAUCCGAACUGCAGAACUUCAAACGGAGGGUAGAACUGACCGCGUUGGAAGCUAUAAAGUCGCCAGAGUUGAUCAAGCUGAUCGACAAGGAGAAGGUCGCGAGAAACGUGAAGAGCCUGAUGAAAGAAGCUCUGGCAGAGGGCAAAAACACCCAUAAAAUACCGGUCAUCGACGUGGGCUCGUUCAUCAACAAACUUGCGGCCAACGACGAUGUACCAGACGAGAAAACCUUGGCCGAAAGGAUCAUCACCUGCUACCCGAGCAAGACCGAGUUGGAUAUCGAGAAAUCGGACGAGAUUUACAACAAGAAGGCUAGAGGGGAAGACUCGAAAAGCGACAAUUUCGUAUCUUCGACGCAGAACUGCAAGAAGAAAAUGGAGGAAAACCGGGCGCACUCAGAUGUACAAUCGCUUAAAUCCUCACCGAAUAACGUCACCACCAAUCGCUUACCCGCAAGGACCAGUUCGACCGCUCAGGGACAUUCUAAAACUACGGGAAACCUGACGGGAAGGCAGAAACCACAGGUGCAGAAGAACGCGGCUAACCCUAACCAGGCGUCCCAGAAAACGCCGUCCGUGACCGACGGCGAAGCGACUGACCAAGCUUCGUCGCCUAGUCAAAAAAAAAUGAUCGCAAAGACGAGCAAGAACGGCGGACCGGACGUGGUCGGCAGGGGAAAUAACAGGAGCAACGCCAAGACGAGGUCCAACUCGACUUUGAGCAACGCAUCGAACAAUAAUAAGCAGAUAGCGUCUUCUAACCCCAAAUCGUCGACUGUUCAAAGAGAGUCGCAACGUCGGCUGAUGUCCGCCCCGGUUCGCUCGUUCUCGUCCGCGUCCUCCAGGUUCCUCUACGGCUCCAAGACCAGCCAUUCCGGCAUGGGAGCCUCCUCCCACAGCUAUUUCGGCAAGGUGAAACCGACGAAUUCGGGCAUGAAACGAAACGUCGACCCCGUCCUUCAGCUGAAGGAGGAGGUCAACAGGGCCAUCAAGGAGAAGAAGACGUUCACCGUUGCCGGACAAUAUCCGGCGAUCAGGAGGGCCCUGGUCCGGAGAGGAUGGGUAGAAAAGUUCAAUGUGUGUAACAGGGAAAGACUACAGAAUGAAAUGAACGCCUUGAGGAACAGAUCGAUAAACCAGCUGGUGGAUCUUUUGCACGUGAAAGAUCUGAACGAGAUAUGCAAGAAAUUGAUAAGGUCCAAGCUGCUCGGCAGUCACCAGGUGGACCUGUAUUGGGGACACAACUACGACGGCUUCAAGGUGAACAACGACAAAGUGAAACUGACCAAGAUAAACAGGUUCAGGAGGGACGUGUUCAGCUACACCAGCAAACAGGGGCUGUGCGACGCGGCCAAGAACGCUCACUGGUUCAAUUUUCCCGGAUUGGCGCACAUCAAUCAUCCGAGGACGUACGCCCUGGCCAAGAACGGCGAAACCAAGGACUUCAUCAAGGACUUUCGGCGUACCGCAGCUAUGUCCCUCCUCAAAUGGAUUAUCCGAAGCCACGAGACGAAAGAAUGUAAGAUCAUCAGCUUAUCGGGUAAGAUCCCCUUGGAAGCGUUCCAAUUCGCGUGCAACGAAUGUUACAAGAUGGUCAUUGAAGCUAAUAAUCAGGACAUUGAUCAACCACUGAAAGAGGCUCACGAUCACGAAUGGUCCCAGUUCUUGGAAUAUUACUACAAGAUCCUGCACAUAGGCAAUCACUUCAAAGCGAUCAACACGGAAACCGAGGAUAGCAUAGUGGAAAAAUCGCAGUACCUCAUAGACAAGCUGUCGCCCCAUUAUCCGCACCUCAGGAUGGACGGCACAAUGAACAUAUGGAUACUGAAACCGGCGGUCGGUUCUCAGGGUAAAGGCAUCCAUAUAUGCAGGACUCUUCGUUACAUAAUGAACACGGUUAGAUCGAACAGCACCGUCAAGUAUAUAGCGCAAAAGUAUAUAGAACGUCCCCUGUUGAUCUUCAAUACGAAAUUCGACAUACGGCAGUGGUUUUUGAUCAGUUGUGCCCUUCCUCUCACCAUUUGGAUGUAUAAAGAAUGCUACCUGCGAUUCAGCUCGCAGACCUACAACCUGCGCAAACUGCACGAGUCCGUCCAUCUGACCAACAAUUCCGUGCAGAAACACUACCAGAACACCUCCUUCGACAUCACGCUGCCCAAUUACAACAUGUGGGACUCGAUCCAGUUCAGGAACUACCUGUCCAACAUCGGUUAUCCGGACAUCUACAGGAAGGUCAUCUACAAGGGCAUGAAAGAGUGCAUAAUCGGCGCGGUCAUGAUCCAUCAGGACAAGAUCGACAAGAGGAAGAACUGCUUCGAGCUGUACGGCGCCGAUUUCAUGCUGACCGAGGACUUUCAGCCCUGGCUGAUCGAGAUCAAUUCCAGUCCGGCCCUGUUCGCUUCGACGCCGAUCACGUCCAGGAUGUGCCCGCAGGUUUUGGAGGACACCAUCAAAGUGGUCGUCGAUCACGCCGCGAACCCGAAGGCCAAAACCGGCAACUUCGAGCUGAUCUAUUCGCAGCCGACGGUACAUUGCAACAACAGCGCGAACAUAAACAGCAUGAAGAUAUCCGGAAAACGCCUACCCAAGAGCUAUUUCUGCCUCGAGGAAGACAGGCUCGCCCAGAGGAUCAAACCUCUGUCGAUCGCCGAAAAUCUUCAGAUGGAGAAGACCCUGUCGAAAUCCAAGUCGGAAAUACUGACCGACGGCGUUAAGGAAACGCUCGAGAACCUGCUGAAGUUUAUUCAGAGCGAGAAGAAACGGAGGCAGAAGAAGAAACUGAUCACCAAAGGUACGGACCCGAUAACGCCGUUGCAAGAGAGCAUCGAGGAAAAAAGUUUCUCUUCUACAAGCACGAAUUUAUCUUUCGCGAGCCUGAAGUCUAAUCUGAACGUACUGGCGAGUUCGAGCAAGAUUUCCUUCACGAAAGAAGACGAGAACAUGUUGGAUCAGGCCCUGAAGAUGCUGAAGAGCAAGAGAGACAGCGAAGUUGUGAAAUAUUUGCUGGAUAUCGUGGAGAGGAUCGCAAAUAGAGCGUCGGCGUAAAGCGUAAAACACGUUCUUCAUGAUUAAAUUUUACAAAUAUA